Hypomesus transpacificus is the source of this 1305-nucleotide messenger RNA. Its product is annotated as guanylin-like. Bases 354 to 686 code for a protein of 110 amino acids. Gene Ontology annotation, molecular function: guanylate cyclase activator activity. The record is from RefSeq and is a predicted model, not a curated record. The transcript has 3 exons. Gene Ontology annotation, cellular component: extracellular region. NCBI's taxonomy places the organism in Eukaryota, Metazoa, Chordata, Actinopteri, Osmeriformes, Osmeridae.
ACCAAGGGUCCAGCCAAGCCCCUAUAGACUUUCGGUGUUAAUGAGUUACUGACUCGUCGCUGCGUGGCUUUAUAAGGGCUUGGUGUGUGAUAGACACACAUCAGAGAGUCUGAUCUGUUUCCUGAGGUGCACUUCUACCACCACAACAGAGCAGUUCUACUGUUACUGAAGAGCUGAAAAUCCACGACCUGUACUUCAACUACUACAGACCUGUUCUCCUACAGAGUAGUAGCACUACUACAGAAGAGCUGUACUACUGCUGCAACAGAACUGCAUCACUGCUGCGACUGGUGCUUCCACUAGCACAGACCUGCAACAACCUGAGACUCAGAGACUUCGCAACCAGCCUGAGAAUGAGAUCAUUAAGGGUUUUUUUGCUGUUGACGUCUUGUGUCCUGUGGGGCAGUCUGGGUGUGGAGGUCAGGGAUGGAGACAGAAGCUACCCUCUUGAGACAGUGAAGGUGCUGAAGGAGCUGAUGGAUGCAGACUCCUUCCUGAACCCCCGCCUGGCCGAGACCAGCGCCUCGUCCCUCUGUGCCGACCCCGCCCUGCCUCAGGCCUUCCUGCCAGUGUGCCAUGGCCAAGGAGCAGCUAUGACCUUCUACCGGCUAGCAAUGCUCAUAACACCCCCUGAUCCUUGUGAAAUCUGUGCCAACCCAUCCUGCUACGGCUGUGUGUUCGAGUGACAGGGUGACCGGAACGUUAGUCCAAACAUCCCCAUGGAGAAUCUACAGGGUGACCAUCCAAAUAUCCCCACGGAGAAUCUACAGGGUGACCAUCCAAAUAUCCCCAUGGAGAAUCUACAGGGUGACCAUCCUCCUCUGUUACAUUUACAACAACAACAACAACAGCAACAACACGUUCCCCUCACUCGCCUUUCUUUUCACCCAGCCACUAUUCUCUUUCCUCACCUUCAUCUUCCCUCACCCACUCAUCUUCCUCCAACCAGCCCCUCCCACUAGCCUCCACACCCCUCAACCUCUCGCCCUCCUCCUCCUCCUCCUCACCUCCUCACCUUCCACAAGGCUGCAGACCAGACAGAACAGUGUCGUUAAAUCUAUAGUGUGUUACUUAGACGGAGGAAGGAAACUAAACUGCUUCACAGGCAAAUGCCUGUUUGUCACUAAACAUGUCUGCACAUUUACUGAGUGUUCUUGUCGUUCAUCAUGAACUAGAUGGAACUGGAGUCAUUUUUAAGGUUGUUGUAUUGUUCUGUUUGACAUUUUAUACUAAUUUAUUAUCUGAAAAUGUUUCCUCACGGUUCAUUAUUUUGCACUCUGUGGAACUGAAAAUAAAAAUGUGUUA